AUGGCCGAACUGACCGCAGUAGCAGCCCCUCCAAGCCCCGCCAAGGUGGACGGCAACGACGUUGUGGACGAAAGCACGAUUGCGGACCCCAAGGCCUACAACACGGAGAAGGCCACCGUCAAGUCCGAGAAGCCAACAGAGGAGCGGGAGCCUCGCGGCAUCAUCCUCUUCUGGCUUUGCUGCGUGAGUGCCCUGGAGGGUCUGGACACUCAGCUGGUCCCAGCGUGCCAGUUCGCCUUGCAGAGGGAUCUUGGCCUCAGCCUUGGUCACUUCGCCAUCCUGACCACCGUGCAGAUGGUGCUUACCAACCUGGCAGCACCCUUCUGGGGGAUCCUGGCUGACCGGGGAACGAUGAAGAGGAAGCACAUUCUGUUCGUCGGGGCACUGGGUGAGGGCCUCGCCGUCGCCAUCUUUGCCUUCGUGCCCAAUUUCUUUAUCAUGGUACUCCUGCGGGGCAUGAGCGGCUUCUUCCUGGCCUCCCUCCGGCCGGUUUGCAACGGACUCAUCGCCGAUCUCACCUCGGACAAUCGCCGGGGCAAAAUAUUCGGCCGCGUGCAGAGCGCACUCCUCUUUGGCAUGUUCUGUUCCCUGCUGAUCGCCGGCAAUGUGGCCAACCCGUAUGUGGGCAACAUCCCCGGCUGGCGUUUCCUCUUUGCGGGCGCUGGCGUCGUUGCCUUCUGUGUCGCCGCUGGCGUUGCCGGCUUCCUCGUGGAGCCGCCCCACCAGCUGGACACGGCAGCCGAGAAGAAGGGUUGUGCCGCGGUGGGCGCCGAGCUCUGCACUGUCGUCAACUUUCUGUGCAUCCCGACUUUCUGUGUCAUGAUCAUGCAGGGGGUGUUCGGCACCAUCCCUUGGAGCGUCAUGGGCAACAACCUGCUCUACUUCAAGCUUUGUGGCUUGGAAGACUGGGAGGCGAGCAUCUUGGCCUCCGAGGGCACUGUGAUGGGCAUGUUCGGCAACAUCAUCGGAGGGAUGGUUGCUGAUGCCCUGGCCCGGCGCUUUGGCUACCAUGGCCGUCCCCUGAGUGCACAGAUCACGGUGGCCAUCGGCAUCCCCCUGGUCUUCCUGCAGUUCUACGGCAUCCCUGCGGGUUCGGGAAGCUUCGGGACAUACUUCGCCCUCAUUGCAGGCUUUGGCAUCCUGGGAUCCUGGGCCCAAUCUGGAACCAACUUCCCCAUCCUCUCUGACAUCGUGCCUGCCAGUGAUCGCAGCAAAGUCAUGGCUUGGGAGUGUGCCAUGGAGAACUCGCUGGCAAAUGCCAUUGGCCCAGCCAUGGUAUCCAGCCUGGCAACCGGGGUCUUUGGUUACAGGUUCGGCGAGGAGGAGCUCAGUGGACAGUCGCUUAGCUCUGCCACAGCUCUUGGAAGUGCGAUGGCUCUCACAAUUUGCAUUCCCUGGAUGAUCACCCUGGCAGCCUACACGCUGCUCCAUUGGAGUUAUCCUCGAGACAUGCGCCGUCUCCUGGCAAAGCAGCGAGCGGCAGCUGAGGCCCAAGUGUAG
Messenger RNA from Symbiodinium sp. CCMP2456, 1500 nucleotides. The record is from the annotation of a GenBank genome assembly. Lineage: Eukaryota; Dinophyceae; Suessiales; Symbiodiniaceae.